AUGGAGGCCGCCGCCGCCGUCCUCCCCGCGCUGGUGCCCUCCGGGAGCGCGGUGGUGCCUCGUCGCUCAUCACUCGCGACCGUUGUUCCUCUGGUGGUGGUACUCCUCGCCUACCUCGGGUAUCUCGCCGCCGCCGGAGCCAUCCUCCCGGGGAAGGUCGUCGACGGAGCCAUACUCCCCGACUCCUCCCGCCUCCACUACCGCUGCAACGGUUUGCUCUCGCUCCUGCUGCUGCUGGGGCUCUCGGCGUUCGGUGUCUACAUGGGGUGGAUGUCUCCCACGGUUGUAGCUGACAGGGGACUCGAACUUCUGUCAGUGAUCUUCAUUUUUAGUGUCAUUGUCUCUUUCGCACUCUACUUUACCGGCAUCAAGUCCCGCCACAAAAGUUCUUCUUUGAGACCACAUGUUAGUGGGAGCUUCAUACAAGAUUGGUGGUUGGGAGUGCAGCUUAAUCCUCAUUUUAUGGGAGUUGACCUCAAAUUCUUUUUUGUGAGGGCAGGAAUGAUGGCAUGGUUAUUUAUUAACCUCUCUUUGUUUGCAAAGAGCUACUUAGCUGGUUCAGCUAAUCUUUCGGUCAUUCUCUACCAAUUUUUUUGUGCGUGGUAUAUUAUAGAUUACUUCAUCCAUGAAGAAUUCAUGACCUCAACGUGGGACAUUAUUGCUGAAAGACUGGGUUUCAUGCUGGUGUUUGGGGAUCUAGUUUUCAUCCCUUUCACCUUCACUAUUCAGGGCUGGUGGCUUUUGAGGAACAAAGUAGAGCUGUCCCUUUUGGCUGGUCUAGCUAACUUAUGCAUCUUCCUUAUUGGCUACCUAGUGUUCCGAGGAGCUAACAAGCAAAAACAUGUGUUCAAGAAGGACCCCAAAGCUCCUAUAUGGGGAAAACCUCCCAAAGUUGUUGGGGGAAAGCUACUCGCUUCCGGUUACUGGGGCAUCGCACGGCACUGCAAUUAUCUAGGAGAUCUACUGCUAGCGCUUUCGUUCAGCUUGCCCUGUGGAGUGAGUUCCGUGAUCCCAUACUUCUACCCCACGUACCUGCUCAUUCUACUGAUCUGGAGGGAAAGGCGCGACGAGGCGAGGUGCUCGCAGAAGUACAGGGAGAUCUGGGCAGAGUACUGCAAGCUCGUGCCCUGGAGGAUCCUGCCUUAUGUGUACUGA
Messenger RNA from Miscanthus lutarioriparius, 1155 nucleotides. NCBI's taxonomy places the organism in Eukaryota, Viridiplantae, Streptophyta, Magnoliopsida, Poales, Poaceae. The record is from the annotation of a GenBank genome assembly.